AUGGCUUCACCUCGCGGCCUCGAUGCUCUCCGAAAGUUUACCAAAUGUGACGUAAGUCAAAUUGAAAAUCCAUACGGCGGUUUCUUUGAUGACAUCAAGAUGUACUCGCCUGGCGCUACGGGAUGCGUGUUCGGCCCCGCCAUCACUGUGCAAAUGGUAGAGAUGAGCGACAUAGCCUCGCCGAAACUCGACAAGCAUUUCUAUCUCGGCGCUGAAGCGGUCAUCGUUGAUGGCAGAAUGAGAGAUGUGAACGAACAUCGGGCGUUCGUAUUCCCUGUCUUUGCACGUGGCAACUCGGUUUUAAGGUCGAACUCAUUCACACGCGCAUCUCGUGUCAAUGUGCCACUGCAGUUAAAAAAUGAUUUAUGGAUUAAUCCAGGAGACCUGGUGAUAGGGCAUGAAGAUGGAGUGGUGGUCACUUCACCACCAUUGAUCGAACAGGUAGUUGCGCUCUGCCAGAAGCGUGCAGAAAUCGGCGAGAAAACGUUCGCAGGACUCAGAAAUGGGGAAGCAAUGGGCCCGCUCAUCAAGUCGCUUCGUAAAGAAAAGUGA
This is a messenger RNA of Truncatella angustata, 552 nucleotides long. Its product is annotated as ribonuclease E inhibitor RraA/Dimethylmenaquinone methyltransferase. NCBI's taxonomy places the organism in Eukaryota, Fungi, Ascomycota, Sordariomycetes, Amphisphaeriales, Sporocadaceae. The record is from RefSeq and is a predicted model, not a curated record. The transcript is spliced from 4 exons. Bases 1 to 552 code for a protein of 183 amino acids.